Molecule: messenger RNA, 423 nt
Organism: Aspergillus niger
Lineage: Eukaryota; Fungi; Ascomycota; Eurotiomycetes; Eurotiales; Aspergillaceae
Exons: 4
Coding region: 1-423 (140 amino acids)
Source: RefSeq, a predicted model, not a curated record
AUGGCCAUGGCAGACGGCCGAUACGGAGACAUUGAUUCUAUUUUCGACAUUCGCGAUGGAGGCAUGAAAGGAGCAGCAGUUGGGUCAGCCGUAGGGGAAAAAGGUAAAGCCCCAGUCGAGUGUCGGCACCACCUUCCGACUACAUCGAAGAUUGUGAGAAUUGCUGCUUCAGCGGUCGCGGGUUCGCUGCUCGGGGUUUGCAUGGUGGUUCCUGGAAACAGACACCAUUUCCAAUUCAAGUUUAGCUUUUGUAGACUAGAGAGAGGGUGCAAAGACCUCCCCAAAGUUGGGAAGUCGAGGUCGAGCGAACGGUGGGGUUUCAGGGUGAGACGAGGCCAAAAUAGGGUUUGGCUCGAAACAGCGGGUCUUCAUUGGAUGGCUAUUCUUAGACCGAAGAAUAGGGGGGGGAUAAUUCGUGCUUGA